CAAACCAAAUGAUGGAGAAGUAAAGAAACAAAGCUCUCUUGUGUCAGAUGCGGAGAAAGAUAUGCAACCCAAAGCGUGUGUAAGUAUACAGUGGGGAUGUGUAGGUUGGGCGCCUGACAUUUCCCAAGACUUCUCGUGGGUUUCUCCCUGCCGACAUCUGGCGCUGCCUCGACCCCGGUGCUCAUGGCCGCACCUUUCGGGAACCCGAGGUUUGCCGAAAAGCCGUCACUAGUUUUAAAUGUUUGGUGGCGCCGGAAUUUAAAAAAAAUAUAUAAAAUAAAUAAAUUUAAAAAAAAAAAUUAAGAGGGACAUUUUUUAAACAGUUGCCGAAUCCCACUACCAGGCUAUCACCGGCAGCGCGUGGGUGCGGGUCUGGAUGCCCGUGGCUCCCUGCGUGCGAACGCACGCGUGGAUUUACACAGGAAUCCGACCCAGCUGAACUACCUGACAAAUAAAGGACUUUUCAGCCCAUCGAGCUUUUGGGUAACGUCUUCUGAGCAGCUUUCUCGGAGUUUACUGUUCCUUUACUGUUGACUCCAUAGCCUUAACCUUAAAGCAGGGGGAGGAGAGCAGUAGGGAGGGGGUGGGGGUGUUCGCAGCAUAUAAGUACAUCAGGAGGAAUUUUUAAACGACCUUAUUGUCUCUAGCUCUAGAAAGACCACGAUGAUUUCUCUUUAGCGCCAGCAGCUGUUUUCUUUCGAAACUUUGCUUUUUUUGCCUCUCACACGAGCGAGCAGGAGAAAGGCAAGGCUGGGAGAUCCAGAUGCGAGGAGAGGGAAGGAGAACUCCGCGGAUGGUCUGAGCUGUGCCGAGGCAUUGUUCACUGCUGCCUCUCGGUUACGUUUAAAGGCUGAAAUAUCACGAGAUCCAUUCAAUGAUCCUUUUCUAAUUCGAGGGACAAAAUGUAAUUUGCUGUAGCUCUGCUUUCUCGGAUGGGAAUACUAUCCCUAGGUUUCAGAGGGAAGAACUAGGCAUCGCGGUUCGCACACACAUGGAUUAAGUUGAACAGCGGCGAUUACAUCUGCGCUGAGAGCAACAGUAGUCCAGGGCUGACUUUUCAAAUCUCAGCCCUCCGAGUUGGAGGCUCCCUUGAAUAGACUUCCUCCGUUCCCGGAUGCACUUCUCCAAAUUCCCACUUCUCUCUCGAAUUCCUGGGAAAUUGGGGGCUUGCCUGCAUUUCGCCUUGUCAUGCAAAACGACGUUUUCACAGAGUGAUUAUGCGCUUUCUUUUAGCUCUACCUGACGGGGUAACACGAACUCCACGCACCAUAUUGCCAACGCGCGGAGUGGAUAUUGACGUUUGCGAUUGAAGAUUUUUUUUCCUCCGUCGAUUUUUUUGCCAAGUCACAGCAGUAUGAGAUGUCUCAUUAAUCUCGCGGAUGUGUCUAAUUCUGGAUGUGCAGUGAUACAUAAAAGUGCUGGUGUUUGUAUCCAGCGGAACACUGGAUGCACGGCAGAGAUUGGUGAUUUUUUUUUUCGCAGCGCCUAACGUGCAAACCGCAAGCAUCACUUUAACGUGACAAGGGAGAGGCAUGCAGCUAUCGCAACAUUUGCGAGAUCCUCGUUCUUGACACUCGAAUAAUUUAACGUUCCUAAGAAGAGGUUAAACCUUCAUGUUGCUUCUUCAAAUUGAUUUUAAGGGGCUGCUAUAAUUGGAGCAUCAAAAAUCUUCGGCAGGGCUACUCCGAGCGGAAUAUGCAAACUGCGAGCUAGAAGCAUCCUAGCCCGAUGCAAUAUCGUACAUUGUGUGUUCCAGCACUUUUUUGUUAUUACGUAAAGGCUCCUGGAAACACCUUGGAUAUUUUACAUUCUCCUUUCUCUGCUGGAAGCAAUCAGCACGCAGGAAUCCUGACGUGGGCUCUGGGACUAUAGGACGUUCCAGCUCGUGAUCCAGCACGGUUAAUCGUGAAAAGUGUAUACAUUUCUGGCUUAUCUAUGCUUUGUUAUGGGUCUGACGUGAGCUCACGUCCUCCUCCCCCCUCCUGCAAUAUUACUGGCAGAAUUUCAGUUAAAAGUGUUAUAGUAUCACGGUGCGGGAACCCGUGAUAUUCAGACAGCAAAAAUAACCUUAGUACCCGGCUAUAAAAAGCUAAUUAAGCAGAAGAGGAAAAUCAAGAGAAACUCGAAAAUGUAAGUACUCCCUCUCGUUAACAACCUAACAUUUAACUUUGGAGCCACAGAAGGGGAAAUACCAAGCUGUUCUGCACGUUUUCGCUAAGCUUCAUUUUCCACACAAUGCAGAAUAAAACGCUAGUUUAAAGCGGCUACGUUAUCGAAGGAUUUUCCAUCGCUACGAUCAGACUUAUGUCCUUUAAAUUCACGGCAUGCACAAAAGAGCAACGUUUGUCCAAAACAGGCUGAAAAUAUACGGAACGAUAGGGGGAAAAAGCAUACAAAUCCUUCCCCCGGAGCUAGGGACGAGGAAGUCUGAGAGACCUGAGUGUGUUUGAGCUCGGAUUGUUUAAUAGAAAGAUUUAUAUACUAACUGUAUUAUUUACUUUGGGAGGGGAGGUGGCAGUAUAAGGGUAUGCUAAUUAGUGGGAGAUUUUUUGGGGGAAGGGGUGGAAUAUCAAUUUUUAUUGCAUCACCUGUCAGGAGUGUCCAAUCAGCGUUGGCUUUAGGGGAAUUAAUUGAUGAAGGUGUCUCCGGACGAGCUCACUUCACUCUGUCAUUUUAUUUGUAGCUAAAGCAGCGGCGGGAAUAGCAGCUGCAUUUCUUUUCUCUUCCUCCCUUCACAUUCCAUUAUCAUAGUUUCCAAUGGAAAAGCAGGGAAUGAAAGGGAACAGGUACUGAUCUUCAGCAGCAACUUAGGAAACACUUUGGCAAACCUGAUUUUUAAGAUUAUAUAUUGAUUGUAGUCUCACGGUAUUUUUUAAUUUAUUUUUUAAAAUUUUGUCUAAAGUUUGGCACUUCAUUCACCAGGAAUAACAGCCUUUGUUAUAUUCUAUUAGCAGGAUGCCUUGAGACAAAUACAGCAUCUGGCUGAGGAUUGUGUGUGUGUGGCUUUUUCUUUUUUUUUUUUUUUUUUUUUUUUUUCAUCUCUCUCUCUCUCUGCAAAUGCUGGGAAUAAUUUAAUUCACGAAAUGGGAGACCUGAAGUCGGGUUUUGAAGAGGUGGAUGGCGUGAGGCUCGGCUACCUCAUCAUUAAAGGAAAGCAAAUGUUUGCACUCUCCCAGGUUUUUACAGACCUGCUCAAAAACAUCCCGCGAACUACCGUGCACAAGCGAAUGGAUCAUUUAAAAGUAAAAAAACAUCACUGCGACUUGGAGGAGUUGAGGAAACUCAAAGCCAUCAACUCCAUUGCUUUCCACGCCGCCAAAUGCACCCUGAUCUCCAGAGAGGACGUGGAAGCCCUAUACACAUCCUGCAAAACCGAACGGGUUCUUAAAACGAAACGGAGGAAACUAAGCCGGGCGCUGUCUGCCACCGAUCUCCGGCCGGAGCUCGCUCCCCACGACCCCUUCUCCGGCUUCUGGAAGGAGAACAAACUUUGGCUGGGUCUGAGCGACUCUCCUCGGCCGCUGCUGCCCGUCCGGAGGAAAGCUCUGCGCCCGGGGGACACAGCCUUGCUACCGGCCGCUCAUCUACCUCACAUUUUUAGUAAAUACACUGGCCACAGCUACCCAGAAAUCGCUCGGGCGCCUUGCAAAUCCCCCGUAAACUAUGAAACGGCGCCGGCGGUGGGCGGCUGCGUGCCCCUGCGCUCCCGUCGCCCUCUCGCCGCCGCGGCGCGGCCCCGGCUCCCGACCGCCGGUCCCCCGCCCCUGCCCGCCCGCUGCCGCCGCCGCCGCCACGGGGCGGCCGCCGCCGCCGUCACGCUGGGCCCCCCCGGCGGCGCCCGCCGGCCCCUGGCCCUGCCCCGGCCCUGCCGGCCCCGUGGCGCCCCGCGGCUGCCGCUGCCUCUGCCCCGCGGCUUCGGGCCGCCCGCCUUCCCCGAGAGCGGCAGCAGCGACUCGGAGUCCAGCUGCUGCUCGGGCCGCGCCGCCCACGACUCGGACUGCGGCUCCAGCCUCUCCAGCUCCAGCGAGGGCAGCUCGGAGGAGGAGGACGAGGAGGAGGAGGAGGACGAGGAGGGCAGCGGCGCCUCGGACUCUAGCGAGGGCAGCUCGGAGGAGGAGGAGGAGGAGGAAGAGGAGGAGGAAGAGGAGGAGGAGGAGGACAGCACCUCGGACUCCGACUCCAGCUCGGUCUCCAGCCAGGUUUCGGUGCAGAGCAUCCGCUUCAGGCGCACCAGCUUUUGCAGCCCGCCCGGCGUGGUCCACGCCAACUUCUUGUACCAUCUGGCGGCCGCCGCCGCCUCCCGGCCCCCGGCCCCGGCGGAGCCCGGCGGGCUGCCCGCCCUCCGCGGCGCUCCCGGCGGAGUCAAGCCGGAGCUGCCGGAGGAGUGGGGCUGCCCCGGCUGGGCUCCCGCCGCCCCGGCGCUGCGCUGCUCCGGAGGCCUGGGGAGCUGCUUCGCGGAGAUAAGAGAUGAUAGGGUAUCCGAACUCACAUUCCCACACUCUGAAUUUUCCAAUAAUGCCAAGAGUACUGACCUAACAAUUAACUGUGUUGCAAAGGGGGCCUCUUCACCUAGCCCAAAGACAAACAAUGCAUUUCCACAACAAAGAAUACUCAGAGAGGCAAGGAAAUGCCUUCAAGCAACUACUACACACCGUGCAGAUAACAAUACAAUAGCUGCUAGGUUCUUAAAUAAUGAUUCUUCAUCAGCGGCAGCAAAUUCAGAGAAAGAUUCCAAAAUCCCUCAUUGUAUUGAAUUUGCCACGGAUUUGCCCUCUUUACAAACUGAUCCUGCGGAGGAUGCUGCUUCUCCAGGGGCAGCAGCAGCAGCUGAGCUCCAGUGCACUGAUACAGGCAAUAAGGCAUUGCCAUUCCUGCACAGCAUUAAAAUCAAAAUAGAGGACAGCAGUGCGAACGACGAGUAUGAGCCUGAUCUUACAACACAUAAGCUAAAGUGUGAGUGCAAUGAUACUAAGGAUGAGUUUUACGGUGUGACUGAGAGUAAUAACCAGGACGCUUUAUUAACAGCCAAGGAAGAUUCUGCAUGCACUGAGAAAGAAACCACUUCCUUAAACCCACUGACUCAGAGUCAGGUCCUCUCAUGCACUUUAGGUACUCCAAAACCUGAGGAUGGGGAGUAUAAAUUUGGAGCAAGGGUGAGAAAAAAUUACAGGACACUGGUUUUGGGAAAGCGACCUGUACUGCAGACUCCUCCAGUCAAACCAAAUUUGAAAUCAGCUCGAAGCCCACGUCCUACAGGUAAAAUUGAGACACAUGAAGGAACACUGGAUGAUUUUACAGUUAACAAUAGACGCAAAAGGGUAGCCAGCAAUGUAGCAUCAGCAGUGAAAAGGCCAUUUAAUUUCAUGGCAAAUUUUCCCUGUCCACCAUCACUAAUUAUUGGCAAUGAUGGGGAUUUGUUGCCAGCUUAUUCCUUAAACACCACUAAGGAUUCCCAACCACCUCACAAGGCCCAUCCUGUAUGGAAAUGGCAGCUGGGCGGUUCUGCAAUACCUCUUCCACCUAGCCACAAAUUCAGGAAAUUUAAUUAAUAAAGUAGUUUGGAAAAUAUUUUCUUGAACCACCUUUAACUUUCUUACCUUUUUUUUUUUUUUUAACUCUGCAGCAUGGUUUGUACAAACCCAUUAAUGCUAUACACUAUUGGAAUCCUGUUUUAUCACAUUGUGAAGACAGAAUCUGGAUUACUAUUUUAUUUACCAUUACAACAGUGGGGGGUAUUUUCCUUAUUUUGGGAUCUUGGUGGGUUUCUUUUUUGGUUGUUGUUGGUUUGGGGGUUUUGUUUGUUUGUUUGUUUGUUUUGUUGCAUUGUUUUUGUUUUUUGUUUUUGGUUUUGGUUUUUUUUUUUUCAUUAUGUUACAUUCCACAGAGUACUUCAGGCUAAAGACUCAAGUUAAACUCAGUUAUUAUGGUAGAGCUGGAACACUUUACUGUUUAAAUGCUAAUAAUGCACCAGUACCUCAAUUCAACUGCUGCAAAUAAAUGUCAAAAGGUUGAAUAAUAAAUAUUAGAAUGAGCCAUUAAAUUUAUGCACUAGAUUUUGAAAAUGGAAGUCUAACUGUUAAUUCAGUUAAACUUUGUUAAGUUACAUGGUUGCACAGUAAGGGUUCACUAUAAUUCAAUGUGGCAGCAGUAUACUUUUCGGGAGCUUUGUUUUCGGGUGCAGGGGUGUCUUUUUUGAAGGACAGUUGCACUUACUCCUUCUUCUCCGGUUUGGAAAAGACUGGGGUCCGCCUGCGACCCCAGCGCUGGGAAAAGCUGCCUCAUUUAAAACCAGUAAAUAAAUGUGGAAUUCUAUUUUUGGUAAAAGGGUGUCUUUUUACUUGUACAGCCACUCUUUGCAAUUGGGAAGCCUUUUUGUUUCACCCAGAGGUCUUAAAUAAGGUUACUGUUAUCCACUAAUGUCAUACUUAAGUUGUGGUCUGAACAUGCCCCUUGCAAACUUGCAAAGCAACUAAAAUAUUUGCCCGGCCAGCAGUACAAUUUAUGGUCCAGCCCCUCAUGCUGGCUGGAGGAAAUAGCAAAGCAGUAAAUACAACACAGAAAGUGAAAUGAGAGGCCGUAAGUGGAAAGAUUACACAAAAUGAGAAGACGAUGUUAUUCAUAGCUUUUUGGCAACAAAACUCAGGCGAUUCAACCAUGUUACACUUCCUGGUUCUAUCCUCAUCUCUUGAAAUUUGCUGUCGUGGGGUUUUUUUGCCAUGCCAUCCUCUCUAUGUAGCAGAAACAUUUUUACUGCACGUGACAAUCAGAGGCAAUUAUCUAUAUUUGCACUUAAUAUCAAAAUAGUCAAACAGGCAGACUUCUAGAGUCUAGUCCUCGGUAAGACAUGCUGGUAUAAUAUAUUGUGAUGAUGGAAGCAGUAAAUCAAAAUUAUGGAAAUUUGCACUGUUGAAAAGCAUGCUUUAGCUUUAUUUUCAAUUAAAAACACUGUUU
This is a messenger RNA of Motacilla alba alba, 6951 nucleotides long. RefSeq names its product SKI/DACH domain containing 1 (gene SKIDA1). The record is from RefSeq and is a predicted model, not a curated record. Lineage: Eukaryota; Metazoa; Chordata; Aves; Passeriformes; Motacillidae. Bases 3084 to 5549 code for a protein of 821 amino acids. The transcript has a single exon.